Molecule: messenger RNA, 1197 nt
Organism: Podospora anserina S mat+
Lineage: Eukaryota; Fungi; Ascomycota; Sordariomycetes; Sordariales; Podosporaceae
Exons: 1
Coding region: 1-1197 (398 amino acids)
Source: RefSeq, a predicted model, not a curated record
AUGUCCAACAACUCCGGGAACCAGAACACGUCCGGCUUGCCGCCCUGCCCCUUCAUCUCAGUCACCACCCGCCCCAUCACCGGCCUCCAAGUCGACAUCUACGGCCUGGCCGAGCUCUCUCCCUCUGUGCACCACGUCUCCAUCCUCUGGCUUCACCACCAGCGCACAAGGAAUAAGGAGUCGAUGAGGGAUAUCGCCUCUCGUUGUAUCGCUGCUUGGAACAGUUUUUCUCAUCAUCAGAAUACGCAUUCCCCCCAUAAUACACCCCAAACGGAGAGGAGGGGGUUGAUAGCCAUUGCGUAUGACCAGAGGAAUCACGGGACGAGGUUGGUGGAUGACAGGGUGAAUGGGAGCUGGAGGGAGGGGAACGAGAAUCAUGCGGUGGAUAUGUUUGGUGGGAUAAGGGGGAUGGUGGUGGAUCAGGGGUUGUUGAUUGACGUUGUGGAGGGGUGCUUGUGGCCGAGGGGGGAGAAGAGGGUGGAUCAGCAUCUGGGGUUGGGGGUUAGUUUGGGGGGGCAUAGUGUUUGGGAGCUGAUGUUUGCGGAUAGGAGGGUGAGGGCGGGGGUUUGUGUGAUUGGGUGUCCGGAUUUUAUGAGUAUGUUUCCCCCCAUCCAAUCUGCGAUUCUGAGAGGUAUGCUGACAAGGGAUGUGUGUGCAGACUUGAUGAGCGAUCGGGCGAGGUUGUCAAAGCUGAGUACGUACUCUGCUCAGGAUGACGGGGCGAGUUUUCUGGGGAGUAGGGAUUUCCCUCCGAGCUUGAUCAAGGCUUGCAAUCAGUACGACCCCAAAGCUAUCCUCUUCGGCCCGCAUCCUGUCCCCGACCAGCCGCAGCAGACGAGGCAGGAGCUCAUCCGGCAAACCAUCCUUUAUGAACGCCUCCAAGGAAAGAAGCUACUUGUCUGCUCGGGCGGAGUGGACAAGCUGGUACCACCCAGGUGUUCAGAACCCUUCAUGAACUGGCUCAAAUCCGCGGCAGUGAACCCUCCGUCCCCAUCGUUCGAUAAGGAACAGCGAUUCUGGGUUGAUGAUAGGAUUUACCCUGGGGUGGGCCACGAGUUCAGCAGCGAGAUGGUCAAGGAUGCGGUGCAGUUUAUUGUCGGGGCGGUGAUGGGAGCGGGAGAGGACAGGUACAACCCCGAGACGAGGGAGGAGCAGAGGAGUGGCAGGGAAGGUUUUGUGCCUAGCCCAAAUAUUUGA